UCUCUCUUCCUCCUCAUCCUCUUCCUCCUCUCUCCAUCUCGUCAGUAUCUGCUCUCUCCUCCCGUCUCUCCUUCAGUCUGCGCGCUGUGGUCCUGCUGUGCACCGCGAUCAGCGCUCUGCCAACCAGAGGAGGAGCUAAAACAGGCACGCGCACUCUCAGACAUCCCACAUCAUCAUCAUCACCACCACCACCACCAUCAUCAUCAUCUCUGCUGCACGCUCACUGUCAGCACCAGCCAGGCCUGUUCAGAGCAGGGGAGCCCAGCCGAUCCGUCGCCCACAAUGGAUGUACUGAUGAAAGGCUUCUCCAUGGCCAAGGAGGGGAUGGCGGCUGCUGCAGAGAAGACCAAAGCAGGGAUGGAGGAGGCAGCAGCCAAGACUAAAGAAGGGGUGAUGUAUGUAGGAAGCAAGACAAAGGAAGGAGUUGUGUCCUCAGUAAACACAGUGGCCAACAAGACCGUGGACCAGGCCAACAUCGUGGGAGACGCGGCGGUCGCCGGGGCCAACGAGGCGUCACAGGGAACCAUCGAGGGCGUGGAGAACGUCGCUGCGUCAACCGGGAUGGUCAGUCAGGAGGAGCCCAUAUAUGAGGGAGAGUAUGGAGGAAUGGAGCAAGGAGGGGAAGGAGGAGAGGGGUACUAGUCUCCUUCCGGACCCUCCAGCUGCCCCUCGCCUUCCUCGCCUCGCCGUACCAGACUCCAGAUGUUCAGCAUAUUUUUUUGUGACUUUUCGGAAC
Messenger RNA from Xiphophorus hellerii (green swordtail), 736 nucleotides. RefSeq names its product synuclein, gamma b (breast cancer-specific protein 1) (gene sncgb). Gene Ontology annotation, molecular function: cuprous ion binding. The transcript is spliced from 6 exons. The coding region runs from base 283 to 642 and encodes 119 amino acids. Gene Ontology annotation, biological process: synaptic vesicle endocytosis; synapse organization; chemical synaptic transmission. Gene Ontology annotation, cellular component: axon terminus; cytoplasm; neuronal cell body. Lineage: Eukaryota; Metazoa; Chordata; Actinopteri; Cyprinodontiformes; Poeciliidae. The record is from RefSeq and is a predicted model, not a curated record.